This is a messenger RNA of Purpureocillium takamizusanense, 1783 nucleotides long. RefSeq lists its product as uncharacterized. The record is from RefSeq and is a predicted model, not a curated record. NCBI's taxonomy places the organism in Eukaryota, Fungi, Ascomycota, Sordariomycetes, Hypocreales, Ophiocordycipitaceae. The transcript has 4 exons. The coding region runs from base 91 to 1269 and encodes 392 amino acids.
GAAUCCCAUCCACCUAGCUACCUUACCCGCCUGCAUUUGCAGGCCAUACUUUAUUCACCACUGGGUUGCCUCUCGUGGGCGGUUUUCGAUAUGUCUGCAACUGCCCAGAUGCCUACCUUUCCGGACCCCGAACGUCGCAGGGCGGCAGACGGCCUCCGACAAUCUCUCACUCAUGGCGUCGGCGCGCAGCUCAUAGCCAAAUUCGACAUAUCCAACUUUGGCCUGAAUGCGAUGCUUCGCGGCGCUCAACUCACCUUGGUCGGAGCCCAUCGAGCUUUGCAGAAUCCGGCGCUCUUCACCAGCGACCACUACCGCCAGGCUGCCCUUGCAGUCGUGGCGGGCAUUGCCAUCAGGCUCGCCGUGGCCAUUCCUAUUUGGGGCAUCAGGGUCUUACUCUGGCUCAUGGCACUAGUUCUCCCCAUGGAUCAGGUGUCAUGGGAUGACUCGCUCGUCGAUGGACUCGAUUUUGUCGGCGAAUACGUUCUCCAGCUACCCUUCUUUCUCAUGGCUCUCAUGCGGUACCUAGCGCCGACUCUCGAUAAUUUAUUCAUGCAGUCCCUUCAGUGGGUCGAUGUCACGUAUGUUAGAAAGCACAAGGGUGAUCGCCCCGAUCAACUACGGGACAUGUAUUACCCAACUUUGCGACAAUAUCGCAUCGUGGAUGGGAGCACGCACUCGGAAAGUACAGCGCAAGCGCUGUCUAUGUUCCUCUACAGGUUCGCGAGGAGAGGCUGUAUAUCAGUUGCUAUAUUCGCACUGUCAUACCUGCCGCUGGUCGGAAACUUCGUGCUACCCACUGCCAGUUUCUAUACGUUCAACAAGGCCGUUGGUCUGGGUCCUGCGAGUGUUGUCUUUGGACUGGGAGUACUGCUACCCAAGAGGUAUCUCAUCAUCUUCCUCCAGACCUACUUUGCAUCCCGAAGCCUCAUGCGGGAACUCUUGGAGCCUUAUUUCGCUCGCGUUCGCUUUUCCCACGCUGAAAAACGGAACUGGUUCAGAAGCCGUGAGGGCGUCCUGUUUGGUUUCGGCCUAGGUUUUUACAUCCUUAUCAGGGUUCCUCUUGUCGGGGUUCUCAUCUACGGCAUAGCGGAGGCCUCCACCGCAUAUCUUAUCACAAAGAUUACUGAUCCCCCUCCCCCUCCCACGAGGAUGAGGGAGUUUGCGUCCGGUCAGCAGGAAUGGGGGAACAAGCACGAGUUCCUGAGCCUCUCACUGGCAGAUCUGAAUGCUUUAGAUUCCCAGCGACUCGAGACUGGAGAGGCGACGUAGCCUUGCUCCGCUACACUCACGGCCUGUGCUCGCGCGUCACAACUAUGGACACCAUGGCGAUCUUCGGAUACGUUCGCUUUACGUCCUCGAUGCUAGUUGUUUUCGCCGAGCCGUGGUGUUACCCGGUUAUGCUGAACACAUAAAGCGAUAGACUGAUGAGCCAUGACACCAAGCCAAAACCCGGUGUCGGUCCGUCACAUUUCAAAUAAGCAUGCCAAAGCCUUGCGAGGCUAGAUCCGGGCGAACCCACGACUUGAAGUCGUCAAACACGGCUGGGGCCGGACUGGGUGUUGGAUAGCCCGGGUGUCAUGUGCCAUGCUCAUGUACAUGAUGACGCUCGUUUUUUCUCCGCCCAAUUAUUUAGACAUAGCACGUGCCUGGCCAGCUGCUCGGGGAUGCUACCGGCUAUACUGACGAUGCCGGUCGGCUUAUGUUGGGUGUCAGCACCAUUGUCAUCAUCACGGCGUGUUUGGGAGUGCUAUAAAGCUAGCUGCCUGCCAUGUCUAAUCCUUUG